Tarenaya hassleriana is the source of this 1724-nucleotide messenger RNA. Its product is annotated as tubulin alpha-3 chain. Lineage: Eukaryota; Viridiplantae; Streptophyta; Magnoliopsida; Brassicales; Cleomaceae. The coding region runs from base 159 to 1508 and encodes 449 amino acids. Gene Ontology annotation, biological process: mitotic cell cycle; microtubule cytoskeleton organization. Gene Ontology annotation, cellular component: cytoplasm; microtubule. The record is from RefSeq and is a predicted model, not a curated record. Gene Ontology annotation, molecular function: structural constituent of cytoskeleton; GTP binding. The transcript has 5 exons.
AAAAAAGAAAAGAUCCACUCUUUGAGAAAGAGAGAUCUGAACAAGAGCUCUCGCUUCUCAUUUCCCCGAUCUUCGUCCUCGAUCGGCGUAAUAGAUCCUGUGGGAGCAGAUCGAAGUCGGGUUUUUAACAGAGAGAGAAUCAGGGUUCUUGAGAGAAGAUGAGAGAGAUAAUAAGCAUUCAUAUCGGACAAGCCGGAAUUCAGGUCGGGAAUUCAUGUUGGGAGCUUUACUGUCUUGAACAUGGAAUUCAGCCCGAUGGCAUGAUGCCCAGUGACACUUCAGUGGGGGUUGCACAUGAUGCUUUCAAUACAUUCUUCAGCGAGACUGGAGCUGGAAAGCAUGUGCCUAGGGCUGUUUUCGUUGACCUUGAACCUACUGUUAUCGAUGAAGUCAGGACAGGGACUUACCGACAACUUUUCCAUCCUGAGCAGCUUAUUUCCGGGAAAGAAGAUGCUGCCAACAACUUUGCUAGAGGGCAUUACACUGUUGGAAAAGAAAUUGUGGACCUUUGCCUUGACCGUGUGAGGAAAUUAGCCGAUAACUGCACCGGCUUGCAAGGCUUUCUGGUGUUCAAUGCCGUUGGUGGUGGAACCGGUUCUGGGUUGGGAUCUUUGCUGUUAGAGCGAUUGUCUGUGGAUUAUGGAAAGAAGUCAAAACUUGGAUUCACAAUCUAUCCUUCUCCUCAGGUUUCUACAGCUGUUGUAGAGCCUUACAACAGUGUCCUGUCAACACAUUCCCUCCUCGAACACACUGAUGUGGCUGUCCUCUUGGAUAAUGAAGCCAUCUAUGAUAUUUGCCGGAGAUCCCUAGAUAUCGAGAGGCCAACCUACACAAACUUAAACAGGUUGAUAUCUCAGAUCAUAUCGUCCUUGACAACGUCAUUGAGGUUUGAUGGAGCCAUCAACGUGGAUGUCACAGAGUUCCAGACCAACCUUGUUCCAUAUCCGCGUAUCCACUUCAUGUUGUCAUCCUAUGCUCCAGUCAUCUCGGCAGCCAAAGCAUACCAUGAACAGUUAUCAGUCCCGGAAAUCACUAAUGCUGUGUUCGAACCAGCUAGUAUGAUGGCCAAGUGUGAUCCGAGGCAUGGAAAAUACAUGGCUUGUUGCUUGAUGUACCGUGGAGAUGUCGUUCCUAAAGAUGUCAACGCUGCUGUUGGAACCAUCAAGACUAAAAGGACUGUGCAGUUUGUCGACUGGUGCCCGACUGGGUUCAAGUGUGGUAUCAACUACCAGCCUCCAACCGUCGUUCCAGGAGGGGACCUUGCUAAGGUGCAGAGAGCUGUGUGUAUGAUCAGCAACAACACUGCGGUUGCUGAGGUUUUCUCGAGGAUAGACCACAAGUUUGAUCUAAUGUACGCGAAGAGAGCAUUCGUGCAUUGGUACGUGGGCGAGGGAAUGGAGGAAGGUGAAUUCUCGGAGGCACGUGAAGAUCUUGCUGCCCUCGAGAAAGAUUAUGAAGAAGUCGGGGCUGAAGGUGGGGACGAUGAAGACGAAGGUGAAGAAUACUGACAUAAGGUUCAGUCUUGAGCUUUUUGGGUUUUUGGGAAAUACUUUUGAAUCUUGAAUCUUGUUGUGUGAUGCUUUCUCCAUGUUUCUUAAAUUAUAUGUAUGUACAAGUUGCUGUGAUGGUCUUAAUUAUGGUUGGUGAAAGUCUGCGGCUAAAAGAAACCAUAUAUCCAUUGGCUGUUUCCAAUCAUCAAUUAAUGUUCUUUCAUUUGAUUUUGA